Molecule: messenger RNA, 627 nt
Organism: Neoarthrinium moseri
Lineage: Eukaryota; Fungi; Ascomycota; Sordariomycetes; Amphisphaeriales; Apiosporaceae
Exons: 5
Coding region: 1-627 (208 amino acids)
Biological process (GO): peptidyl-arginine methylation
Molecular function (GO): protein-arginine omega-N monomethyltransferase activity
Source: RefSeq, a predicted model, not a curated record
AUGCCCAUCUCCAAGACCUACAUAGUCGAGCACCUGGACCCGGAGCUGGGCCCGUGGUCCGAGCUGGAGUACAUCGCCAUCGCCAAGGAGACGGGCGAGGCCAAGAGCACCUUCGUGCUGUCGUCGCUGCCCGCCGACUUCCAGGUCCCCGACCAGCUGGCCGCCCAGCCCGCCUUCAAGGCCGAGCACCGCGGCGUCGAGGAGAUGUACCCCGCUGGCAACGGCAAGGAGCGCGUCUGCCUGCUCGACCCGGCCGCCGAGAAGGACCUCAACCCGGACGACCGCGCCGAGUUCGACGUCUUUCUGUUCGGUGGCAUCCUCGGAGAUGACCCGCCUCGUGAUCGCACCUCGGAACUCCGCAAGAAGGGCUUCACCGGCCGCAGACUGGGCCCGGUGCAAAUGACGACCGAUACCGCCGUCCGCGUGACACGCAUGGUUAUCGAAGAGCAGUAUACUCUGAGCAAGGUCCCCUUCGUCGACCACCCGGAUCUCAAGUUUAGCGAGCACGAGAGCACGCAGAUGCCGUUCCGGUAUGUGACGGACAAGGACGGGAAGCCAAUUAUGCCUGAGGGCAUGGUGGAUCUCAUCAAGAAGGACGCGGAUAAGAGCAUUGAUGAUUUGUUUUAG